Molecule: messenger RNA, 873 nt
Organism: Hemibagrus wyckioides
Lineage: Eukaryota; Metazoa; Chordata; Actinopteri; Siluriformes; Bagridae
Product: dual specificity phosphatase 29-like
Exons: 4
Coding region: 205-873 (222 amino acids)
Biological process (GO): negative regulation of MAPK cascade; protein dephosphorylation
Cellular component (GO): cytoplasm
Molecular function (GO): protein tyrosine/serine/threonine phosphatase activity; MAP kinase phosphatase activity
Source: RefSeq, a predicted model, not a curated record
ACACACACACUUCCACCAUCAACCCCUCCUGCAUGCUGUUAAGAGCAAAGCUCGUAGAUCAGUGGCCUAAAAAUAUAAUUUGGGGUCUGGUGUGUGUUAUGGACAGACCAGACAUGUGCAGCGUGUGCUCGGAGUAAACAUCAGACAGAUUGUGUUGACGUAAUUCCAGCUUCCUGCUGAUGAACACACGGGUUUAAAAAGAUAAUGAAGUCUAACACUUCAAAACCGAGCCAAAUCAAGAACACACAAAAGCCAGCACAGUGUGACCCAGACAGUGAGUACAUCACCCCAGAGCUGUUUGAGCUGCAGAAACUCUUCUGGCAAGGAACAGGAGCAGCUUACACCCACGUCAAUGAGGUCUGGCCCAGAGUCUACAUCGGUGAUGAAAAGACAGCACUAGAGCGCCACAACUUGGAGAAGAUGGGGAUAACGCACAUCCUCAAUGCAGCUGAGGGGAAAUGGAACAAUGUCGCUACAGGUCCAGAUUAUUACCACAACAUGAACAUUUAUUACUAUGGAGUGGAGGCAGAAGACAUUCCAACUUUCAACCUUGCGCAGUUUUUCUACUCGGCAGCUCAAUUUAUUGACCAUGCUCUCAGCAAACCAGAGAGUAAACUGCUUGUACACUGCGUCAUGGGACGAAGUCGAUCAGCAACUUUAUUUUUGGCGUACUUGAUGAUCCACGAGAAUACGACUGUCGUCGACGCCAUCGAACUGGUGAAGCAGCAACGGUGCAUUUUACCCAACAGAGGAUUUCUAAAGCAACUCCGGGAGCUGGAUGUUCAGCUACAAGAGCAAAGGCACAAGAAACAAACCGAGAAUCCAGACAACACAGGCCGAGACUCGCAUCUGGAUUCAACAUGUGGCACAUAA